This is a messenger RNA of Acomys russatus (golden spiny mouse), 1869 nucleotides long. It is a transcript of the gene Kcnip1, whose product is annotated as potassium voltage-gated channel interacting protein 1. The record is from RefSeq and is a predicted model, not a curated record. Gene Ontology annotation, molecular function: calcium ion binding; transmembrane transporter binding; potassium channel regulator activity. Gene Ontology annotation, cellular component: voltage-gated potassium channel complex. NCBI's taxonomy places the organism in Eukaryota, Metazoa, Chordata, Mammalia, Rodentia, Muridae. The coding region runs from base 365 to 1048 and encodes 227 amino acids. Gene Ontology annotation, biological process: regulation of potassium ion transmembrane transport. The transcript has 9 exons.
GCGCUCCGGCCCCGUGUCCAGCAUCAGGCAGGCUUCGGGGCUCCGGGCUCGGGGCUUGGCCCUCAGUGAGGCCAGUAGCCCGACUGGGUGCCCGCACCGGAGGACGCCUGCGAAGGCUCCCGCGAGUCUUUGGCCCUGGAAGUCAGUGCAUGUGCCGGGCUGAACACGGCAGCAGCCACAAGCUCCAGGCGCCCCGGCCCCACGCUCUCUGAAUACCAAGCUGCAGGCGAGCUGCCCGGGGCUUUUUGCUUUCUUGCUUUUCUCCUCUCCUCCAAUUCAGAGUGGACAAUCCACACUGAUCUGUGUUCAGGGGAGGGGAGAGACAGGGCCUGGGGUCCCAAGUCGCACACAAGUCUUCGCUGCCAUGGGGGCUGUCAUGGGCACCUUCUCAUCCCUGCAGACCAAACAAAGGCGACCCUCUAAAGACAUCGCCUGGUGGUAUUACCAGUAUCAGAGAGACAAGAUCGAGGAUGAACUAGAGAUGACCAUGGUUUGCCACCGGCCUGAGGGACUGGAGCAGCUCGAGGCCCAGACGAACUUCACCAAGAGAGAACUGCAAGUCCUGUACCGGGGAUUCAAAAAUGAAUGUCCCAGUGGUGUGGUCAAUGAGGAGACAUUCAAGCAGAUCUACGCUCAGUUUUUCCCCCAUGGAGAUGCCAGCACAUAUGCCCAUUACCUCUUCAAUGCCUUUGACACCACCCAGACAGGCUCCGUGAAGUUUGAGGACUUUGUGACUGCUCUGUCGAUUUUACUGAGAGGGACAGUCCAUGAAAAACUAAGGUGGACGUUUAAUUUGUAUGACAUCAAUAAAGACGGCUACAUAAACAAAGAGGAGAUGAUGGACAUAGUCAAAGCUAUCUACGACAUGAUGGGGAAAUACACCUACCCUGUGCUCAAAGAGGACACGCCCAGGCAGCACGUGGACGUCUUCUUCCAGAAAAUGGAUAAAAAUAAAGACGGCAUCGUAACUUUAGAAGAAUUUCUUGAAUCCUGUCAGGAGGAUGACAACAUCAUGAGAUCACUACAGCUGUUCCAAAAUGUUAUGUAACAAAGGACACUGGCCCUCCUGCUCUCAGAGACACUGAACAAACACCUUAACGUCCUGAUCUGCCCUUGUUCUGGUUUUUCACACCGACUCUCGGGACAGAGAUACCUUUUACACUUUGGAAGAAUUCUCUGCUGAAGAUUUUCCUUUUCCACGAAAUCUGGCACCCUGUGGCUUCGCCUCUGAUUGUCAACAUUUCCUGUCACUCCUCUUGAGAGAGGCGAGCUGGGAUCUGAGUUUGUUUUGGAAGCAUGCCUAUCUCUUCGUGCUGCUGCCCUGCGGAAGGCCCCUCUGCUUGAGCUUAAACCAUAGUGCACAAUCUUAUGCUUACAUGCCCCCAACUCACUGCCUCCAAGCCAGGCGGAGCCUGAUGGAUCUGCCAGCCAGAGGGCCUGAGCCAAACACACACCCUCCUCUGAUGGCCUCCCAAGCCAAUGUGCCUGUGUCCCUUCCUCUAGUGGGAAGAAAGAGCAUCACACAGAACAAUUAAGAAUUUAUCAUGACAGGAUCGGGAGAGGCAAGCACAUAACACUCGUAGAAUAGGACUGGAUUAUCAAGCAUGGUGUUAUCAGAUGACCCAAACUGUUUCCAGUGGUAGGGACUAAUAAUUCUCCCACACUAGCAUCUGUGCUCAUAGAGCAAGUCUCUCAACACUCCCCAGGGGGAGAGUCAUUGCCCAAGGUCUGUCCCUCUUCUCCAUUCCCAGCUCAAGCGCAACACUGCAUGUCCCUCCCAGAAGGUCCAGAAUGCCUGCAAAAUGCUGUACUUUUAUACCCUGUUCUAAUCAAUAAACAGAACUAUUUCAUACACUCUCAACCACUUCU